This is a messenger RNA of Saccoglossus kowalevskii, 1410 nucleotides long. RefSeq names its product ileal sodium/bile acid cotransporter-like. Gene Ontology annotation, biological process: bile acid and bile salt transport. The record is from RefSeq and is a predicted model, not a curated record. Gene Ontology annotation, cellular component: membrane. Gene Ontology annotation, molecular function: bile acid:sodium symporter activity. Lineage: Eukaryota; Metazoa; Hemichordata; Enteropneusta; Harrimaniidae.
AUGGACACAACGGUAGUACCCGACAGCUCAGUCGAGCCCACCAACAUCAGUGCGAUGUCACCGCAAGGACCACCACAAAAUCUUAUUCUUGGAAACCAAAUAAAUAUGACCAUAGCGCUCGUCAUCAUGAUGUUUGCAAUGGGAUGUACACUUACGCUGAAAGACCUGAAGUAUAUUUUUAUUAGACCUGUUGGACUCUUUAUUGGUUUCUUGUGUCAGUUUGGAUUGAUGCCUCUGAUCGGUUUUGCUCUGGCACAUGCAUUCGAUUUGUCACCAGGCCUAGCGGUUGGUACUAUCGUUAUUGCCUGCUGCCCUGGUGGAAUCAAUUCAAAUAUACUGACAUAUUGGACAGAAGCAGACAUUGCUCUCAGUGUGAGUAUGACAGCCUUUUCCACCCUGUUUGCUGUGGUUAUGAUGCCGUGGUGUUUAUUUCUGUACACCCGUAGUUGGUACGCUGUGGCGGAUGCUAUAAUUCCAUAUGUUCAGAUAAUAAUAGCUCUGGUCACUAUUGUCUUUCCAUGCAUAUUUGGGAUGCUGAUAAGAUGGAAAUUUGAGAAAGCCGCUAAAAUAGUAGGCCUGGCAUCUUCGCCAGCCAAGGACUAUUUAUUCGGCCGAUCAACAUUAACCCUUGGCAGAUUUCACAACGAUUUACUUGUGUGUAUGACUGUUUGUUCCACGUUAUUUGCUGUGGGAAUGAUGCCAUGGUGCCUAUAUCUUUACACGCGUAGCUGGUAUGAAAUAGCUGACACAUUGAUCCCUUAUGAGGAAACCGUCAUAGCAUUAGCAUCUAUAUUGCUGCCUUGUGCGCUAGGUAUGUUGAUUCGAUGGAAAUUUGAGAAGUUCGCCAAGAUUGCAGCUAAGAUUUGCAGUUUGGCAAUAUUUGUUGGUAUGGGUGUGGCGUUUACUAUCAGUUUCUAUGCCUACGACGCAAUGUACCGACAGGGCUGGAAGUCGUACGCCGUAUCAAUCAUCUAUCCAUUGUGCGCCCUCUGCGUUGGCUAUGUGUUUCCUUGGCUACUAGGACGUGACCACAAACAGUGCCGAACCAUCGCCUUCGAAACUGGUGUACAAAACGGUAUUCUAGCAUUGACCUUGAUCAACGUACAAGCUGUUAGAGGACUGGGCUCUGCAAUCGCAUUGAUGACUAUUCCUGUGUUAUAUACUACGUUCGGAUUUGUUGAAACGCUCGCGUUGGUGGCGCUGUACUGGAUAGCACGGAAGUGUAAGAAGACCUCGCUGGGUGGUGAACGACCUUGUCAAUUACGAGAAAAAGAUAUCUGGGCCGGAAAACUGGCUUAUAUUAAUCCUAUGUUAAGUCCUCGUGGACAAUACGUAGAUCGGUCCAUUCAGACGGAAAUUAACCUGUGGGGUAAUCCAGAAGAUAAAAUUAUCACGGCACGGAAAACAUAG